Molecule: messenger RNA, 2218 nt
Organism: Achroia grisella
Lineage: Eukaryota; Metazoa; Arthropoda; Insecta; Lepidoptera; Pyralidae
Product: leucine-rich repeat-containing protein 58
Exons: 4
Coding region: 140-1213 (357 amino acids)
Molecular function (GO): protein binding
Source: RefSeq, a predicted model, not a curated record
GAGCAGUUGCGCGUGCGCCGGUUUUGAGCACGAUCGCGUCAAUUGUGUUUGACAUAGAAUAUUGAUAAUGUAAAUAUAAUAGCAAAUUCUUUGUGCCUGGUUGUAGAGAGGUCAUCGCAAUCUUCAAAGUGGUAUCAUAAUGGAGUGCUAUACGUCGGACAGUUGCGAUAGUGAUAGCAGGGAACAAAAAACUCUUGAUCUAUCGUGCAAGUUAAUGGAUUCACUGAGCCUGUCAUUGGAACUGAAAGGAGUUGUUGACGAGAAGAAUUGCGCAGAAAAUUACGAGAUAUUAUUGCUAUAUAACAACCAUAUUACGGCGCUACCAGAUACAAUAAACAAGUUUUGUAAUUUAAAAAUACUGGACGUUAGCAAUAACAGAUUAACAGUUUUUCCCGAUAUAUUUGAAUACUGUCCACUCACAUCGUUAAUAGCAAAAAAUAAUCAACUAACGAACGAAUCAUUACCUAAAUGUUUUAAUGUAACAAAAUGUACAAUGAAAGAGCUUAACCUCAGUGGAAACCAGCUCAACGUAUUUCCAGAGCAAAUUAUGGAGUUAACAUCGCUUAAGUAUCUUUACUUAGGUGGCAAUAAUAUAAUGAAUAUUCCAAAAGACAUAUGGAAAUUAACCAGUUUACAGAUCCUGUCAAUAGGGGGCAAUCAAAUUUCGGAAGUUCCUGAAUCGGUUGGCCGGCUGACUGCACUCCAAGCUUUGGUCUUGAGCGAUAACCUUAUAGAACAAUUACCUACCAGCAUUGCUAACUUGAAACAACUUCGGUCUUUGUUAAUACAUAAAAAUAGACUAAAAACACUACCAACACAAAUUAUAAAAUUAACAUGCUUGACAGAGCUAAGUCUCCGUGACAAUCCUCUUGUGGUGAGGUUCGUCCGGGAUAUGACAUUGCAGCCGCCGUCAUUGUUGGAACUGGCCGGACGCACUAUAAAAUUGCACGAGUUAUCUAUUCAUGACGGCGAAAUCCCAGACACAUUGAUUCAGUAUCUCCGUGCAGCGCAGUGCUGUGUAAAUCCCAAAUGUAAAGGAGUCUUCUUUGAUAAUCGAGUGGAACAUAUUAAGUUCGUGGACUUCUGUGGCAAAUACCGUAUACCACUACUACAAUAUUUAUGCAGUUCCAAGUGUAUUACUGGCAGAUGGGAGAGUCGAGAAAUGGAUAAUAAUCUGCAUCCACAUAUGAUGCGGAAAGUUUUACUCGGAUAAUGUUUAUGAAAUUUAGAUCAUAAUAGCUUAUUUGCAAUGUAUAUUUUGUAAACUACAAUAUUUUUAACAGCUUCAUAUAUUAACCUAUAUCGGAUGCACAAUUUAAUAAAUUUCUCAAUGAAGCAUAUAGGUAAUUAUAACAUUUUUAUCACACCACAUGUAGAUAAAAAGAUAUUUUGAUAGGCCAAAUGGGCUAUGUAUCUAAUACUCACGAUAGAAUAGGAAACGUUAUUAUUUUAUAGAUAGAUAAUAUUGCAUAUAUUAUAUAUAUAUAUAUAUAUAAACUCUUAGUGAAAUUCUAUUUUUUAAUCUUAUGUUAAUAUAUAAAUAAUAACCUACCUGUUUUUAUGCCGUGAAAUCAACGUAUGCGUCCCCGUAUGCGCGUUAAUACACUUGUGGAUAACACUAUUAGGUACACAUACUCAGUAUACUAGCAAUAUGUACUAAAAUAUGUAUAUGUACAAGUCGCCUUGAAGUAGCAAGUGGGCGUUAUUGUGUUCUUUAUUGAUAAGUAGACUGUAGCUGACGAUUGGCUUUUUCUACAGUUGAUGAUAAUAAUCCACCUUUUUUGCUUGUAUGUCAAUCAAAUUCUGUAUUCUAAAAAUUCUGUAAAUAUUAAACUUUACAGUUUGUACCUUUUUCAAACAGAAUUGUAUUCUAUGUAAUAAGUGUAUAGUGCCAUCAAAAUUAAACAUUGGGACUGAAAUAUAUUUUUUUAUUCCUUAAUAACCACCACUAGUACAAGCUAGUGGUGCUCCCGAUUUCAUAUGCAUAUAAAAAUGUACAUUAUUUUGUAAAUCACAAUCAAACGACAACAAUAAAUAAUACAUCUCUACAUAGAGUAGACUUCUACCGCAGUAUCACUUCUACUACAACCUCAAUAUUUUAACCGCCAAACAGCUUGAUUUCUUAACUGUUUCAGUUUUAUCAGUGAAAGUACAGAAUAAAAUGCAUGACAUUCUAUCAUAUGAUACCAUACUAUACGAUUCGCCAUUCUUUCGGAAU